This is a messenger RNA of Anolis carolinensis (green anole), 6572 nucleotides long. RefSeq names its product teashirt zinc finger homeobox 3 (gene tshz3). Gene Ontology annotation, molecular function: DNA binding; DNA-binding transcription factor activity, RNA polymerase II-specific. The coding region runs from base 89 to 3331 and encodes 1080 amino acids. Gene Ontology annotation, biological process: regulation of transcription by RNA polymerase II. The transcript has 2 exons. Gene Ontology annotation, cellular component: nucleus. The record is from RefSeq and is a predicted model, not a curated record. Lineage: Eukaryota; Metazoa; Chordata; Lepidosauria; Squamata; Anolidae.
AGCAGCAGAAGCGGCAGCCUCCCGAGCAGCAGCAGCAGGAGCAGCCUCCCAAGCAGCCGCCUUCGCUUCGCCUGCAAGAUCCUGCAAGAUGCCCCGGAGGAAGCAGCAAGCGCCCCGCCGCGCAGCAGCUUAUGUUCCGGAUGAGCUAAAGGAGGCUGCGAUGGUGGAAGAUGACCUAGAACCUGAUGAGAAUGCGGUUGACGGGGAACCUUCGGCAAAGUAUGCCUGUCCGGAGAAGGACUUUAGCAAGAACUGCCAGAGCUAUCAGAAUUCUCCAACUGCGGAGUUUUCCAGCCACGAAAUGGACAGUGAGUCACAUAUCAGUGAGACGAGUGACCGAAUGGCUGACUUUGAGAGCGGCUCCAUCAAAAAUGAGGAGGAGAGUAAAGAGGUCUCAAUACAGCUGGACGAGUCCGUUGUGUCGGACAGCCUAGAACAAAUGAAAGCUGUCUAUAACAACUUCCUCUCCAACUCAUACUGGUCCAAUCUGAACUUGAAUCUCCACCAGCCGACCUCCGAAAAGACCAAUGGGAGCAGCAGCAGCAGCAGUAGCAGCAGUAGCAGCUGUGGGAGCGGCAGUUUUGACUGGCACCAGACGGCCAUGGCGAAAACGCUGCAGCAAGUUUCGCAGAACAGAAUCCUUCCCGAGCCCAGCCUUUUUAGCACAGUUCAAUUGUACAGACAAAGCAGUAAGCUUUAUGGCUCUAUAUUUACUGGAGCCAGUAAAUUCCGCUGUAAAGACUGCAGUGCUGCCUACGAUACUUUAGUAGAAUUAACAGUGCACAUGAAUGAAACAGGACAUUAUCGGGAUGACAACCAUGAAACUGAUAACAAUAACCCUAAAAGAUGGUCCAAGCCCCGUAAACGUUCUCUGCUUGAAAUGGAAGGGAAGGAAGAUGCCCAGAAAGUAUUAAAGUGUAUGUACUGCGGGCAUUCGUUUGAAUCACUUCAAGACUUGAGCGUACAUAUGAUCAAAACAAAACAUUACCAAAAAGUGCCUCUGAAGGAACCUGUAACCCCUGUAGCAGCAAAAAUUAUGCCAGCUACUAGAAAGAAAACCUCACUGGAGCUAGAGCUUCCGAGUUCUCCAGACUCCACCGGUGGGACGCCCAAAGCAACUAUCUCCGAUGCCAACGAUGCGCUUCAAAAGAAUUCCAACCCGUACAUUACGCCGAAUAAUCGUUAUGGACACCAAAAUGGUGCCAGCUAUGCUUGGCAUUUUGAAGCAAGGAAAUCUCAGAUUCUCAAGUGCAUGGAAUGUGGGAGUUCUCAUGAUACUUUGCAGGAACUAACUGCCCAUAUGAUGGUGACCGGACAUUUUAUUAAAGUCACCAACUCUGCCAUGAAGAAAGGGAAGCCCAUCAUAGAAGCCCCAGUCACCCCAACCAUCACCGCUUUGCUUGAUGAGAAAGUGCAGUCGGUGCCUCUUGCAGCCACAACGUUCACGUCUCCUUCCAAUACUCCAUCUAGCAUUUCCCCCAAGCUAAACAUGGAAAUCAAGAAGGAAGUUGAUAAGGAGAAAAUAACUGUGGAUGAGAAGAUGAAUAACAAGGAAAAACUGGGUGAUGAGGAAGAAAAAUAUGACAUCUCUUCCAAAUAUCAUUAUUUGACUGAAAAUGACCUGGAGGAGAGUCCAAAAGGGGGGCUUGAUAUUUUAAAGUCUUUAGAAAAUACAGUUACAUCCGCUAUCAACAAAGCCCAGAACGGCACGCCAAGUUGGGGUGGCUAUCCCAGUAUUCAUGCUGCUUAUCAGCUUCCGAAUAUGAUGAAGCUGUCCUUAGGUUCAUCAGGGAAAAGUACUCCCUUAAAACCUAUGUAUGGAAAUGCUGAGAUGGUUUCUCCAACCAAAAGCCAGCCACUCAUUUCACCCCCAAGCAGCCAAACAUCCCCUGUGCCCAAAACCAACUUCCAUGCCAUGGAAGAGCUGGUUAAGAAAGUCACUGAGAAGGUGGCCAAAGUGGAAGAAAAAAUGAAGGAGCCUGAAGGAGGGAAGCUUUCCCCAAUGAAGAGAGCGACGCCUUCGCCAUGCAGCAGUGAAGUUAGUGAACCCCUCAAGAUGGACACCUCGAAUGACCUUGGGUUCAAGAGCCAAGAGAAUAGCCCACUUUCUCAGAGAGAGAACUGCAAGGAAAGCCCAAACGGGGAACCAAUGGAAAAUGGCAAGGAUCUGGUCAAGGCUAUCCCAAGUACUUUGAGUAGCAGCACAGCUAUUAUAACGGACCACCCUCCAGAACAGCCAUUUGUAAAUCCAUUAAGUGCAUUACAGUCUGUCAUGAAUAUUCACCUUGGGAAGGCAGCGAAGCCCUCUCUGCCUGCCCUAGACCCAAUGAGCAUGCUUUUUAAAAUGAGCAACAGCUUAGCAGAAAAGGCGGCUGUGGCCACCCCACCUUUGCAGUCCAAAAAGCCAGACCACUUAGACCGUUAUUUUUAUCAUGUCAACAAUGACCAGCCCAUAGAUUUGACGAAAGGCAAGAGUGACAAAAGCUGCUCUUUGGGUUCAGUGCUUUUGUCAUCCACAUCGGCAUCUUCGGCAUCUUCUUCAUCUACAGUGACAACAGCAAAGACAUCUGCGGUUGUGUCAUUCAUGUCAAACUCGCCGCUACGCGAGAAUGCCUUGUCAGAUAUCUCUGAUAUGCUGAAGAACCUGACAGAAAGUCACACAUCAAAAUCUUCCACACCUUCCAGUAUCUCUGAGAAGUCUGACAUUGACGGUGUGACAAUUGAGGAGCCAGAAGAGACGACCCCGGCUCAGAAAAGGAAGGGGCGCCAGUCCAACUGGAACCCUCAACACUUACUCAUUCUGCAGGCCCAGUUUGCGGCCAGUUUACGACAGACGUCGGAAGGGAAAUAUAUCAUGUCGGACUUGAGCCCACAAGAGAGAAUGCACAUUUCUAGAUUUACGGGGCUCUCGAUGACCACCAUUAGUCACUGGUUGGCCAAUGUGAAAUACCAGCUUCGAAGGACAGGGGGGACAAAAUUCCUUAAAAAUUUGGACACUGGGCACCCGGUGUUCUUUUGUAAUGACUGUGCUUCACAAAUUCGAACUCCUUCGACGUAUAUCAGUCACCUUGAAUCACACCUGGGUUUCCGGCUACGGGACUUGUCUAAACUAUCUAGUGAACAGUUAAACAAUCAGAUAGCACAAACAAAGUCGCCCUCUGAAAAACUGUUGGCGCCUUCGCCAGAGGAAGAAAUAGGGACCUCAUACCAAUGUAAACUUUGCAACAGGACUUUUGCAAGCAAGCAUGCUGUGAAGCUCCAUCUCAGUAAAACACAUGGGAAAUCUCCAGAAGAUCAUCUUCUGUACGUUUGUGAAUUAGAAAAGCAGUAGCGUUUACUUUUGGACACACAAAAGACAACAGCGACAACUGUACGUGGCUUUGAGGAAAACUGUCAGAACCUGCCUUAAAGCUACCUUUUUUUUUCUUCUGUUCUUGGCACAUAAAUCUAGUUUUAACUCUGGGGUGUCACUCUGGCCUAAAUGACUUUUCUCCCUCUUUCUCUCCUCAUUUUGUAAAACUGUACAGUGUUUAAUAGAGGUGCAUAAUCAGCUGUUGUUACUGGUAAAAUAUAAAGGUUAAAACGCUGUGGUAAGUGUUUGGAACUUUGUGUAAAUUGGGGUUUUAGUUGCUGUGCAUCGCUCCGAUGCCUCAAGCUGCAUGCAUUAACAAAACCAUUUAAUUAAGCAUUUAUUAAUGAAUUCUGGUGCACUUUUUUCAUGGUGACUCAAGUGUGCUGGUACUUCUCACCCUGUAAAUCUUUAGCCCUCUGAGUACUUUGAAGCACUUUUGAAUCAAUUUGGUUUUCUUUCCUUUUUUGAAAAUGUGGACAUGUUUUCCUUUUUCAAACAUAAAUUUCUUCCAUUGAUGAACAUUUCUAGGCAACUCUAAGAAUGGGCUCAAACAAAUAGUGUAACCAGCUGGUGCAAUCGGUUGUUUGGUUUUCUUCAUCGUGCUUUGAAGGAGUAUUCACAAUGGUUCCCUCAAUAAUGUUGUGAAGGAAAUAUCACAUAGGGGAUUGAGACAGAUGUCUAUUGUAUGGGUUUCCCUUUGUGUGUUGCAUACAGUGGCCACCAGCUUGACAUCACUUGAGCAGUGGCCUGGUGGGACCUCCAGUUGCAUCCCAAAACAUUCAUUUUUCAGGGACCUGAUGCCUUGUUUCAGAUCUUCCAGCCUCUAUGUCCAUUAAUUCCUAGGGCUGACAUGGACCCUAAAGCUACACUGCCAUAUACAGUAGAGUCUCACUUAUCCAAGCUAAACGGGCCAGCAGAAGCUUGGAUAAGCGAAUAUCUUGGAUAAUAAGGAGGGAUUAAGGAAAAGCCUAUUAAACAUCAAAUUAGGUUAUGAUUUUACAAAUUAAGCACCAACAAAUUUGACAGAAAAAGCAGUUCAAUACACAGUAAUGUUAUGUUGUAAUUACUGUAUUUACGAAUUCAGCACCAAAAUAUCAUGAUAUAUUGAAAACAUUGACUACAAAAAUGGCUUGGAUUAUCCAGAGGCUUGGAUAAGUGAGGCUUGGAUAAGUGAGACUCUACUGUAUUCCAAAUUAUUAAAGCAGAUAAUCCACAUUAUCUUCUUUAAAGUAGAUUAUACGAGUAUACACUGCCAUAUAAUCCAGUUUAAAGAAGAUAAUCUGGAUUUUAUAUGGCAGCAUAAGGGCCCUUCCAGACAGGCCCUAUAUCCCAGUAUCUGAUCCCAGGUUUUCUGCUUUAAACUGGAUUAUAUGAGUCGGCACUGCCAGAUGAUCUCGAAUAAACAGAAAACCUGGGAUUAGAUCCUGGGAUAUAGAUCAUGUCUGGAAGGGCCCCAAGACCUCACUAUUUGGCUUUCUGGUCUAUCUGUUUGGAAAACCCAUAAGGAAAGUAACUUGACUUAAAUACUAUAGUUAGUCCUACUCAGGGAGACCCAGGCUGGAUCUACACUGCCAUGUAAUCCAGAUUAUCAAAGCAGAUAAUCCACAUUAUCUCUUUGAACUGGAUUAUAUGAGUCUUCAUUGUCAUAUAAUCCAUUUCAAAGCAGAUAAUCUGGGUUUUAUAUGGCACUUUAGAUCCAUCUCCAUUAAAUUAAUGGGAUUUGCCUGAGUACUGAGGUCCAUUCUAUACUGCCCUAUAUUCCAGGAUCUUCUCAUCUCAGAUUAUCUGGCAGUGGAGACUCAUAUAAUCCAGUUUAAAGCAGAUAAUCGGGGAUCAGAUCCUGGUAUAUAGGGCAGUGUAGAAGGACCUGACUCCUCAUUCAUCGGUGGAUUCCUGGAGUUACGACUAACCAAUAGGAUUCCAGCCAAUUGUCUUUCCGGAGGACAUAUUCUGUGUAUCUGGACGGUGUUUUCUGGAUAUGCCUCUGUUGGAGUUCACUCAUGUACUUCCAUGUCCGUAGAGGUGGCACCCAUCUUGAAUAUUUGAAGUAUAUUAUUUUCACAUUGAAACAUAAGAUGUGUAUAUUGUAUAGAUUUUAAAAUCCUCUAAUGGGAAAAAUGUGUGAUUGUGGACAAUGCCAUUUCUCCUCCUUCUCCCCCUCUUCUCCAACAUUUUUAUCAAUGCUGUAUUUUGUACCUAAUUCUUUUCUCAAGUAUAAGCGGUACCUAUAAAUAUAUAAAUAUAUAAAUAUAUAUAUAUAAAAUAAUAAUGUAUAUUUCUUUUCUAGGUGAAGGGUUUUUUUUUCUCCUUUAAAAUCCGAACAAUGUAAAUUAUAUGAAAGAGACAACAGAUAGCAUUUAUAAAGUAUUCAGAAACAUUAUUCUUGAAGCAAAGUAUGGUGGGGUUUUUUUUCCUUUUUGUUUCGCUAUACAGUACAUCUAUAUUGACAGAGGUUCAUGUUUAAAUUAUACAUAUUUAUUGGUCAUUUGCUACCUUUUUUAAAAGAAAAAAAGAACAAAAAAGCAUUCUGUUAACCGAAGCCACGGACUGGCGUGCAUUCGAUCUAUUUUGCACAACAGGAAUUUUAAAGGUAUUUAUUAGUAAAACGAAUUUUGAAAUUAAAUUCAAAAGCGGAAAUUCAAAAUCAACUCAGUGCUCAAAGGGUUAAAUCUAUUUGGGGUGGGGGGGAGGAGAAUUGUACUGUAUUUCCUAAACAAUGACAAAAAAGAAAGCCUUUAAAAUGUUUGUACUGUAAUACUUUGCUUAAAAGUUAUGAGGCAUUCUGUGAUACGACCUCCUCUACUUAUUUAUAAGCGCUCUUGGUUGUUAUUUCAUAUCGUAGAAUGCCCUCACUCUCUCUCUCUCUUUCUCUCUCUUUCUCCCCUUUUCAGUUGGUAACUUUCUGUUUUGUUCUUCCUAAUUAUUCUCCCAAGAUUUCAUACUGCAGUUUUAUCUUUAAGCAUAUGAAAGGUAACCCGUGGUUACCAGCGCACUAAGUGAUUCUGUUCGUCUCCAUUUUUGGCAGUUAAUUUGCAGAAGUAACUGACAGCUGACACCAUAUGAGAAUCUAUGUGUACAAUAUUGGCAUGUAAACAGCACAGACCCAGAAUCGCACAUUCUGUGCCCCUGUUCUGUUGUUGACAAUGUGGCACCAUUAUAUGACUCUUCAUAUAACCUUUUUUUUUCUACAGCUGCAUUAAAAUUGUCUUUUUUGCUAUAA